GAAGGUGAGUUCAAGCAUAUGUGAUGAGCGAAAAAAUGGAAACACCCUCUGCAGAAAAUUUGUUUUCGGUUUUGAGAUACUACACUGGGCAUCCGAGGGAGGUGAAACCAUCGAAAGUGAUUGACUUAAAAUCAGAACGUCAAUUUGUGGAGCUUCUGCAUGAAGGAGUUCCUGUGGUGGUCGCCUUUACACUGAGAUGUCCUUGGACCAAACGAUCUGACAGAGUAGUGGAGGAUGCAUCAUCAGAGUGGUAUCCUCAUAUCAAAUUCAUGCGUGUGGAGUGUCCUAAAUAUCCUGGCUUCUGUAUAGCCCGGCAAACGAAGGACUAUCCAUUCGUGGAGAUAUUUCACAGCCCGAAACAAGGAGAAACUGAAGGUGGUGCCAGAGAAGGCUCUGUCACCCGUUACUCCGUAAACGUUCUUCCGUUCAACCACGACAUGAGUCCGUAUGGCUUUAGAGAGUUUUUCAAAAUUCAUGGGUUAUCGUGAUUUCGGGGAUCUUUUGUGACCACCGGGCUCCGAGACGCAUCAAGAGAGGCCUUCUGAAAGAAUGAGAAUGUCGAAGACAGGGCACUUCGACAAAGGAGAGGCACUCAAACCUCUUGUCUUGCUUGUAUCAACCGGCCCUUGUUCAGAAGCCGAUAUCAGUGUUAUGGUUGUAGGCGGAACUCGCUAGAAUUACCCUCAGGAGAACACGCAGACUUUUAUGAUAGAUCCGAGUUCCCAAGCAACCACUACAAUUGAUGGUUCAAGAUUGUGCCGGUGGUGACUAGAUCUCAAUGGA
Marchantia polymorpha subsp. ruderalis is the source of this 783-nucleotide messenger RNA. The record is from the annotation of a GenBank genome assembly. Lineage: Eukaryota; Viridiplantae; Streptophyta; Marchantiopsida; Marchantiales; Marchantiaceae.